Messenger RNA from Daldinia vernicosa, 339 nucleotides. RefSeq lists its product as uncharacterized. NCBI's taxonomy places the organism in Eukaryota, Fungi, Ascomycota, Sordariomycetes, Xylariales, Hypoxylaceae. The transcript has 2 exons. The coding region runs from base 1 to 339 and encodes 112 amino acids. The record is from RefSeq and is a predicted model, not a curated record.
AUGGAAGGCGAGCUACCACCGAAGGAAGAACUACACCGGCGCGCUGUGGAAGGUCACCCAAUCACACAAGCCGAGGCAUCUGAGCUCGCAGCUGCCGAAACGGACAUCACCGGGUUCGGGCCAAUAAAAGGGGGACCAGCAGCGGUAGCUCAGAGCGAGCAUGAUAGACAACAGAAUUUCAUCGCCAAGGCGGGCGAGAUUGCGCGCAAACCUGUAGAUCAAAUAACCAAGGAGGAUGCAGCGCAGGCGCGGGCCUUUGGAGAACCUCCUAGAAAGGGUUCGACGGCGGCUAGUGUACAGUCCCUUGCUGAUCAGAAUGCGAAAUCGAAGGAAGUUUGA